Molecule: messenger RNA, 750 nt
Organism: Aspergillus pseudoviridinutans
Lineage: Eukaryota; Fungi; Ascomycota; Eurotiomycetes; Eurotiales; Aspergillaceae
Exons: 3
Coding region: 1-750 (249 amino acids)
Molecular function (GO): lyase activity
Source: RefSeq, a predicted model, not a curated record
AUGGCGAACUUCGGGCUAGCAGACAAGGUUGCGCAUCUCAUCGUCCAACCCGCGGACCAAAGAGAGAACCCCCCUGAGAGUUACCUGUUUGUCCAAGAUGGACUCAUCAUUAGCUGCGGCGUACUAUAUGCACUCUGCUACAUAUUCUGCAUGAUACGAACCUAUGCCGAUAAGACAUACCCGGGCGCUCGCUGGGGAAGCAUCCAAUUUCUCUGCUUGACAAUGGCGUAUGAGCUCUUCUACGCCUUCACAACUACAUCUACUCUCUUUGAGAAGUUGGUGUUCCUGGCCUGGUUUGAGCUCGAUCUGAGUUUUGUUAUUGUUGCACUUCAUGUGGCUCAUAGCCUGGGUGAGCAGCAGGUCCUCCUUCGGAAUAUGAGCCUGGGUUGCUUGACGGGAAUAGCAUUUCUCUGGAUGUUAACUCAGAAUUAUCCUGAUGAACGACAGCAAAUCACUGCGUAUUGGACCGGGAUCAUCCUGCAGCUUCCCAUCGGAUGGAUAUGCCUGCAUCAGUUGUGGAAGAACCAUAGCACACAGGGGCAUUCUCUAGAAAUAUGGUUUACGCGGUACUUAGGCUGCUUUACGGCCUAUGGGGUCUUCCUCUGGCGGUACUUUAAUAUCCCCCAGAACUGGGGGUAUGUCUGGACACCCUGGAGCAUUGGGAUUAUUGCUACGACUCUCAUUCCAGAGACUAUGUAUCCAUUUGUUUAUGUCUGGGUUCACAAGACGCAAAAAGAUAAGAAGACAUAG